Molecule: messenger RNA, 581 nt
Organism: Caenorhabditis elegans
Lineage: Eukaryota; Metazoa; Nematoda; Chromadorea; Rhabditida; Rhabditidae
Gene: gda-1
Product: CMP/dCMP-type deaminase domain-containing protein
Exons: 3
Coding region: 26-532 (168 amino acids)
Source: RefSeq, marked reviewed
AACCUUCCCCAACUCCUACUAUAAAAUGAGCCCAUCCGCCUCUGAUAAGCCUCUCCCACCCCAUCACGCUGAGCACAUGGCCGAAGCUGUCGCAGAAGCUUGUCGAGGUGUCGAGUGUGGAGAUGGUGGACCAUUCGGUGCGGUUGUAGUUGAUUCAAACGGGAAAGUGGUCGCAAAAGGCCACAAUAUGGUGCUGGUCACCAAGGAUCCGACAAUGCACGCCGAGAUGACUGCUAUUAAGAAUGCCUGCAAGGCAUUGGGAACUUUUGACCUAUCUGGACAUAUUUUGUACACAUCUUGCUAUCCAUGCCCAAUGUGCAUGGGCGGAUGCCUUUGGGCUCGAUUCGACGCAAUUUACUACGGAGCAACUGCUCAGCAGGCGGCCGAGAUUGGAUUCGACGACAAAGCAUUCCACGACUUCCUAAAAGACCCGAAAAGCGAUGAAAUCCGAAAAUUGGAGCAUUUGGCAGCCGACAACUACCUACUCCCAUUCCAAAUGUGGUCCAACAAACCGGACAAGACAGAAUAUUAAUUGGAGUAUUUUUUUGAAAAUUGUUUCGUUAAAUAAAAUUUGAAAAACA